This is a messenger RNA of Dibothriocephalus latus, 418 nucleotides long. NCBI's taxonomy places the organism in Eukaryota, Metazoa, Platyhelminthes, Cestoda, Diphyllobothriidea, Diphyllobothriidae. The record is from the annotation of a GenBank genome assembly.
CGGCCUUAGAUCGAAGGCCUGGAAGCUGCUACUGAACUAUCUACCUCUCGAUCAUUCUCAGUGGCAUAAGUUUUUGACACGUUCAAGGCAAGAGUACUCGAAUUUGGCAACCGAAUUUGUCAUAUCUUCUACAAACAACGAGUCCAAUUGUGAUGAUCCCCUUAGCUGCCAUCCCGACAGUGAUUGGCGGAAGUACUUCGAUGACAAUGAGGUGCUCCUACAAAUUAACAAAGAUUGUCGCCGACUUUAUCCGGAGUUUGAUUUUUUUCGGAGGCCAACUUCCCAUCCAUUCUACAAAGUUUAUUCGCCGUCUGUUGCUGUCAGUGCUUUGAGGAAUCGUUUACACACGGAUGUCUUCCAUGUAAUUUUUUUCUUGUAUCAAUUCAUGUCUUUCAUGCAGCGUCUUCGGAAAUCUUGA